Cydia fagiglandana is the source of this 5615-nucleotide messenger RNA. Its product is annotated as leptin receptor gene-related protein. Gene Ontology annotation, cellular component: endosome. The transcript is spliced from 5 exons. Lineage: Eukaryota; Metazoa; Arthropoda; Insecta; Lepidoptera; Tortricidae. Bases 115 to 507 code for a protein of 130 amino acids. Gene Ontology annotation, biological process: late endosome to vacuole transport via multivesicular body sorting pathway. The record is from RefSeq and is a predicted model, not a curated record.
ACUUCGUAUUGUAUGUGUACUCAAUCGUCUCAAUCUGCCCUUGUAAAAUUUAGCAAUUUCAACGAUAAUACAAACACUUGAUUGUCCAUUUGGUAGUGAGUGUAAUUUACAGCAAUGGCAGGAAUUAAAGGGUUGAUAGCUCUGGCUUUUGCUGGCUCCAUUGGUAUGACCAUGGUCAUACUAGCGUGUGCCUUACCGCAAUACAGACUAUGGUGGCCAUUCUUCGUAGUCCUAUUUUAUGUGAUGUGUCCCAUCCCGACGAUGAUAGCACGCCGACACACAGACAGCACUGCGGGUGGUAAUUCACCCUGCAUGGAGACAGCAGUCUUUCUGACCAUGGGCCUGGUUGUCAGCUCGUUUGGUCUACCUAUUGUCCUUGCACAUGUGGGCACUAUUGCAGCGGGGGCAUGCUACUUGACCCUAGCAGGCAAUGUGAUAGUGUACCUGACCAUUCUCGGAUUCUUCACAAUCUUCGACAUGGAGGACUCAGAUUAUGCAAUGUGGUGAGAAAUCUAGAACAUUGACACGGAGGACAAUGUUAGGGCAAAUGAUAAAUCUAACAUAAGUAAUGGAGCAUUACAUGAAGUUGUCUACCGUUGUCCCGUAAACGCGAAUUUUGUGAAGAUUUGCAGUCAUAGGAGUUUAUUUUCUGCGACAAAGAGUCUAAAAUAAUUAAAGUUAAACACCGAUCAAAAGGUCCAUGAAAUAAAAAGACAGCCCGUGGAAUGCUUCAAAUGUGUUUUUGUCUAUGCUUAUAAGUCUGAGAAAUUAUAAUACUGAUUAUAUUGUUGUUAGUUGAUGUAAUCAGACAAUUUUUAAUUUGAAAGUGUCAUUUUAUACAGUUUGUAUCUCAAUGUUACAUUUAUAUGCUUAAUCAGGAGACAUUGCAAACAUAAGUUGAAGCAAGAGGAAUUUAGAUGAUUGGCUAUUGGCCAGUUCCACUAUAGGCGCCAAAUUCAGAUUUAACAACUUGUUAUGGUUUUGAUCUUAUUUUGAUGCGACCUGAACAUAGCUGAAACUGAUUGGUGCAUACGAAAUAAAGUCAAAUUCAUGCAUAAAAUGCACGCCAAUCAACAAGACGAUCGUCAAGAUUGUAUCAAAGUGUAACAAAUUCUUAACCUUUUUGACGCCGUGUCAAACACAAAAGCUGUCAGUCAGACGUCACGGUACGGAAGUGUCAAAACUAAAAUUGAACUUUAUGCACAUGCACGUAGGUGUCUCUGUCUAUGUUGCUUCUCAUCCACUAUCAGACAUCAUCAUCAUUCAUCAUCUGGGGCAGAUUAAUCCGUCUUCAGCGUUGGACUUGCGGUUCGCAUGUAUCCGUCGUUGGCGUCGAAAAGAUUAAAUCUGGAUCGGCUCGUGGUCAAAUAUUUUGAAUUCACUAUGUUUUUGCUAGAAUGAAGUCAUAUAAGUGAUGAAUGAUGAAUUUUGACAAGUCCUUGUUUGACUUAUGUUUGUUACAACAUGUGGUGGCCUGAAUAACGAGAGUUAAACCUAUAAAUAAUUUGAGUUACGCGCCACAACAAACUAUUUGCAUUGCAAUACUCUUAGUUGAAUAUAUAAAAACUAAAACAAUAAUACAAGUCACAAAAUUAGGGAUAAAAACAUAGGAGAUGAGAUAUUAUAGCGAUUGUUGGGAGUGUUGGGUGUCGGAGGUGUCGGAACUAUUAUUGCAACAAACAAAAGUGUCGCUUAACUUCAAACUCUGGUAAAUCUAUUCGACCCUCUCAACAAAUAUCUACUCUAUUACCUUUUCUCCACCUUUUCUCAAUACCAAAAUCGCAUUACCUGACAUGAAUUUAUAUACCCGAGUUUGAAGUUAAGCGACUCAAAUAUUGUCCAAUCUGUUCUAACUUAAGGCGUGUCCAGGUGGGGACAAUUUUUCGCCAAUCUGAUUAAAUUGUCUGAUCAAACCAGACCGUGCGGACGCAAACGCCAAUUUGGCUCGCCGAAUUCAACGGCCGAUUAUGUCCGAUAUUACCGAUAAAACGGGGUGCGGACUGAUGACGCAAUGAUACAAAUUUGUGACGCUAGUAUUAUAUGUACUAUUUAUACUAGAUAAAUGCCCCCAAACGCGUAUAAUACACGUUUUGGGGCAUUUUUUUUAAUUUAGAGCUCUCAAAUAUUACCAUAAAUUUAAAAUUGGUGAAAAAGCACCACCUAAUUCGAUCGGACAAUGUAAUCAGAUUGGCGAAAAAUUGUUUUCGACUGGACAGGACUUUAAAGUGGAAAAGAUCUUAUAAAUAGAGAUAAUUUCUCUUUAAGAGCCCUUCAACGUGCACACUAGCGCCACUGCUAAAUAAUCGUGAUUAUUUAAAUUUAACGACAGGUAUUUAGAAAUGGGGGCCGCUACGGACUGUAUUGUGUAUUGGCUGCUAUUUAACUGAUCACCAGAUUUAAUAAAAUUUAAUACCAAAAAAAUCUACUUUACCACCCUAAAAUAAUGAAUGAUCACCAAAAUUAUAACACCAUUUUAAUGUGAAAUGAUUACCAAUUUUAUUACAUUUUACUAUCCUAUUAAAGGAAAUGACACCAAAUUAAUCAUUAUUAACCCAAAAAUUGUAAAUAAUUACCAAAUUUCAAACCCCAAUUUAAUGUCAAUUGAUAACCAAAUUAUUACAUCGUGCUAUCCUAUUAAAUAAAAUGACACCAAAAUAAUCAUUGUAAACCCAAAAAUAGUAAAUGACCACCAAAAUUAGAACUCCAUUUUAAUGUAAAAUUAUAACCAAAUUUUUAAAUCUUGCUAACUAUCCUAUUAAAGCAAAGCAAAAUUUUCUAGUAGCAUUUCGUUUCUGUGUGGGUUGCAGUUCAAACCUAACCUAACCCACUUUUCUAGUAACAUUUCGUUUCUGUAAGGUUCGCAGUUCAAACCUAACCUAACCCACUUUUCUAUUAGCAUUUCUUAUCUGGAAGGGUCGCAGUUCAAACCUAACCUAACCCACUUUUCUAGUAGAAUUUCGUUUCUGUGUGGGUCGGAGUUCAAACCUAACCUAACCCACUUUUCUAGUAGCAUUUCGUUUCUGUAAGGGUCACAGUUCAAACCUAACCUAACCCACUUUUCUAGUAGCAUUUCGUUUCUGUAAGGGUCGCAGUUCAAACCUAACCUAACCCACUUUUCUAGUAGCAUUUCUUUUCUGUAAGGGUCGCAGUUCAAACCUAACCUAACCCACUUUUCUAGUAGCAAUUCGUUUCUGUAAGGGUCGCAGUGUUAACCUAGCCCACUUAACUGAUAGCAGUACAAACCUAACCUAACAUACUUUUCUUUUCUAGUAGCAUUUCAGUAUGCCUACCUAAGUUAUGCGGUGCGGGGUACGGGGGUUGAGCGGGAGGGGCUAGUAAUUUUGGCAUCAUUUUACUUUAUUUGGUAAUAUGUAUAAAUUUUUUGGUAUCAUAGUGGUUUAUUUAGGUGAAAAUAUCGCAUUUAUUUUGUCUUCAAGAUUUGGUGAUCAUUAAUGAUUUUUGGUAAUCAUUCAACAUAUUUGGUAUUCGAAUACAAUUUGAAGUGCAGUCGUAAUUAAAAUGGUGGUACAUUUGUAAUUUUAGGCCUUAUUUUUUUGGUGUUCAGUAAUUUUUUUUGGCAAGCAUGAUUUUUUUAUUUAGGGUACCAAAGUAUUUUUUGGUGGUCAUUAUAUUUGUAGCCUUGUGUAUUUAAGUACCUUUAGAACACGUCAAACUAGUUUUUAUGUUGCUGGAUUCGUCGAUCUAGGAACUCAAAACAAAAACGGCCGUUUUUACUUUGGACGCAUAGAUUGACAAAUCCAGCAACAUAAAAACUAGUUUGAUGUAUUAAAAAGGUACUUAAAUACACAAUACAGUCCGUAGCGGCCCCCUUUUUUAAAUAUCUUUCGUGAAAUUUAAAUAAUCACAAUUAUUUAGCAGUGGCGCUAGUGUGCACGUUGAAGGGCUCUUAAAAUGUGUAUUUUUAAAGACUCAUGUAAAAGUUAAGCAUUUUACCUGGUAAAUGAAUAAAAGUAUUAUUUUGACAUUGAUCGUGCUGAACAUUGAACGCUCCUGGAUGACAAAAAAGAUGCUCGAAAUAAUGUAACUAACAUGAAAGCCACGCCUAUCGGGUGCGGCGCGUAAUCAUGAACCUUGAAGGAAUGCACGAAGGUUGAUAUUGGUCUGUAGCCGCGCACGUCAGUUGACGUCUUUGGCAGUCAAAAUGUUCAAAUAGCAAUGAUAUUGCCACAACUGAAUUUAAAAGGUUCGUCUUUCGUUAUUCAGACUCACUCUCUGAAAGAGUAUAAUCAAUCUCAGUUUGAUUAUUAUAGGUUAAGGAAUUUUAGUGUAAGUAUACAGGAUGUUUUAUUUAUAUUAUUUUGUUAUUUCUGUUGAAAUUUCUCACACAACGUGUCCACCAAAGUUCUAUCUGGUUUAUUGAUGUAUUUAUACGAACAGAUUUUAUUUUUUUAUUGUAAAUUAUCAGAUAGACACGCCUUAAAUAAAGUAAUACCGUUAUAUGGAAGUUUAGAAACGAAAGUCUGCAAGUAAUUAGGUAUAAUCUGGCUAUAAAAAAUUAAAGUGUUGUGGAUACUUAGGCCCACUUGCACCAUUCCACUAACCCGGGGUUAACCGGUUAAACUUGGCGUUACCAUGGUUACCAGUACAAUUUGACAUUAGGUUAACGGUUUAACUGAUUAAUCCCGGGUUAGCGGAAUGGUGCAAGUGGGCUUUAUAUGUAUAUUUUAAAAGCACUAACAAACGGUCGGACAAGACCGUGACCUUGGUACGGUUUGAGACCUGUUCGAUCGAGUGGAAUGUGGUUCGCCGUACGUUCGUUAAGGACGCAGCUAUGAGUGAAAACGAGAAAGAGAUACGCUGACCGGAUCAAGAUUGUCUGGUACGCCCGUUCCACUGUACUAUAAUUUGUAAGGGCUCGUUUACACAACUUAUUAUAAACACGCCCUUAUUUCCAAAAGCCAUUAAAAAAAACUCCUGUUGAAUUUGUUUUGUUUUAAAAUAGAAAGAAGCAAAAUAAAAGCAACCCUGUUUCUCAUUAAGAUUUAUAUUUCAUUGGAGGUAAUGUACUAGCUAGUAUUUGGUCACUGAACCCCAAGAGGUUAGGCCUCCUCAGGCCUCCUAAGCGCCUUUUGAACGCUCGUUAAAAAAGCACUUAAAUCCGUUCGCACGCUAAAUUAGAUUUAACGACCAACGCUUAAAGUUGAAAAUCCAACAACGCCUAAUAAAAAGCGCCACCACCAUCGUGUGAAUAAGUACUCAUGUAUCCAUUUGUGUCAUUCAAACGCUUUUUUAACGCGCGUUGUAAAAGCGCUCAUGUUUAUGAGGCCUUAUAGGUCUUACAUUAUUUUGAUAAUAAUCACUAUCUACUAACGAAGACUUAAUGCAUUCUAAGCUGGCCACUCUCAUAAAACAAUACUUACUAAUGUAUACUAUUUGUUAGAUCUAACAACAUAAUGGAAUAAUUUGUUAAUAAGGUAGAAGGUUUAUUUUGAAUAUUUUUAUUGGCAUAGAAUUUAAUCGAAACUGACGUUAAAAUGUUAUUUCGGUACCCCUAUUGAUACUUUUAUCUUUACAUUCCUGUAAUGUAAAUUUUGUAAAUAUAGUAUUAGUAUCAGGUCACAUUAAAUAAUUAUUACCUGCUUUAACAUAACAAA